Molecule: messenger RNA, 3380 nt
Organism: Homarus americanus (American lobster)
Lineage: Eukaryota; Metazoa; Arthropoda; Malacostraca; Decapoda; Nephropidae
Product: targeting protein for Xklp2 homolog
Exons: 13
Coding region: 159-2258 (699 amino acids)
Biological process (GO): activation of protein kinase activity; regulation of mitotic spindle organization
Cellular component (GO): spindle; microtubule
Source: RefSeq, a predicted model, not a curated record
AUGUUAACCUUCUCAGUCGCUCUGUGUUGUUGGUUGGUUCAAGUGGAGUUGGUCUGUAACCUGUUGAUUGUUGGCGGAAUAUCUCCAGUUUCUCUUUUAUUUACUGUCAGGGACUAGCAGAGUAUAAAGAAGACAGGAGUUAAAUAAAGUUAAGGAACAUGGCUGGUGCUGAUGGUGAUUUAUAUGACUUUGAUGCUCCAAAGCAUUUCUUUAACCUAAAUGAGAAUGAUGACCUCGAAGUGGACGAGUCGUAUUUUGACUGCCCAAGAAGCGCUGAAGUGCUGAGGGACCAACAGCAACCAGUGUUGUCAGCACUUCCUACAACAAUGGAAACACCCAAAAGACUACCCAAUUCCUCUCCUGCAGUUAACAAAGAGACAAAAAAAAUUCUAGACAAAGACUGCCCAAUGGGUGUCGAUAAGCAGCCUGUGUCACCACCACAAGCAAUUCCCGUGGACACGCCAAAGGAGCUUACCAAUUCCUCUCCUACAAUAAAAAGUGUCGACAAAGAACACCUAGGGAACAAUUCUGCAAGGAAAAGAAAAUCUCCAACACAUGGAAACCACCUUGAGGACAGAAUCCCAAGCAUUGGUAUAAGACAAUCUCCAAGACUUGCUGCAGUUGCUAAGGCACUGAAGAGGGCUAAAGCUGUCCGAACCUCCCCUGGUAGUGAAGGUCAUAACUCGCCUGUUAAGCUCAACAGUUCUCAACCAAACAGAGUUCAUAAAUCUCGCACAUAUAAUAAACCAUCUGUGCCCAAAGUCCAUGGAAUGAAAGGUUUAUCCCCCGAAGACAAAAAAGACUUGGAUAGCAUUGCAAUAUUCAAAAACAAAUUAUCAGAAAAUAAGAAAAAAUCUGGCCAGAAUUGUUGCACGGUACCAAAAGAGUUUCAGUUUGCCACUACCACCCGCAUAAAGAGUCCUGCUACACAAAAUGAAGAGACUCGAGCGGUUGAUUUUGCAAGAUCUCUACGAUCAAGCACAGCAACAGCUCACGACAAAGAAGCACCAAAGGGGCCAACAAUUCCUCAACCGUUCAACCUGACACUCCCUCGAACGGUGAAGGCGGAGAACCACAAUACAUUUUUUUCUCUUGCUGAGCUGAACCUCAAGUUCUUCACCAAGACUCCACAAAGGUUCAGGAGUAAAAGAGCAGGAAGUACAGAGGACUUGAACUUGGAAGGAAAAAAGACAAGAGGAAAUUCAGGAGUUACCAUCCCUCGCACCCCAAAGCUCAGCGCCUGUGGCCGCACGCGACAGAUGAAUUACCUAACUCAUGAAGAGAUGGAGCAAAAGGCAUUUGAAGAAGCUCAAAAGCAUUCAUUCAAGGCCCUACCAGUUAAUAAAAAGGUGUUUGAGGCUCCUUCCUCCAGUUAUCAAGUGGAAAAGAAACUUUCAACUGUUCCAGAACCUUUCGACAUAACAGAUUCUAAGAAACCACAGCCGCCAAUUGGUUUUAAAUACCAAGAAAUGCGUGAUACAUUAGGAGGCUCUGCUUCAUCAUUGGCAUCCAUUCCUCAUGGUGGUAUUCCAUGCCUGUGGAACAAAACAUCCACCAAGGUUCAACCAUUUAGUUUCGACACCCAAGACAGAACUAGACAGCAACGCAAGCAGCAGAAGAUACAGAAGGUUCUGGAAGAUGAAAAGAACUUGGUUAACUUCCAUGCUCAGCCAAUGCCUAUUUUUGAAAAUGGUGUAUGUGGAGUGCCUCCCAAGAAACCUCCAACUCCUACCAGAGUUAAACCCUUCAAUUUGAACAUUGACCAGCGUGGCACCAACAAGCAAGAACAGUAUCAAAGACACUUAGAGGAACAAGCCCAUUUAGAUAAGGAACAGCGAAAGUUUCUGGCACGUCCUGAUGCAGUUUUACAUAAGAAGCCAUUUAUUCCUGAAAAGUCGAAGAAACCUCUCACUGAUAUAUCGACAUUUACUCUCAACACUGAAGUGAGAGCUGUUGAUCGAAAUGAAUAUGAAUUACAACGUAAGAGAAGAGAAGAUGAAAUUCAGGCCGCUAAGAGAGAGCAAGAGGAGAUGCAGGCAGAAGAACAAGAAAUGUUAAUAAAAAGAUUGCGUCAGGAGUCUGUCCACAAGGCUAAUCCUGUCCCGAAAUUUAAACCCAUGGUUAUUGAGCAUGGACAGCAUCCACCUACUGUCCCUGUAUCUCCCAAAUUUGCAACAGAGUUACGACUGCGAUCACGGACAAGGUCAGAGGCAAACUCGACUAUGGACAUUUCGUCAGCUACAUUUGCAGCACAGUAAAACUGGAGCUGAGGAGAACUAAAAAUAUUGCCUCCAUCACAAAUGUGAAAGAUUUUAUUAUUUAGAACAUUUUCAUGACACGGGAAACCACCAUUUUUAAGUGGACACCUCAGCAACCAAAAUGGAUCAUACUAUGUUUUUACCCCUUCAGGCAUUGUGGAAUUUAUUUAUUUGGAUUAGGCAGUUUGAGUUUUAAGUCGACCCUUUUCAUGGGAUCUAUUAUAAGUACAGUAGGAUUAAUUUUUCUCCCUGUAAUAUUCAUUUUCCUCUAUCAACAGGAUGCUGUAUCUAAUAAUCUUGCCAUUCUCUGUUUUAUAGUAAUUUGAUUAAAGCACACAAAUCAGAUGAGAUUAAAAAAUUAUAUUAAUAAAUAAAUACCUUGAAAAGUUUUGUCACAUUUACAGUAUAUGCCCUUUUUUUAAACCUCAAGUUUGGAUGGUCAUAAUUCGGGAUGAAUGAGGCAUUUAAUAAUCUAGCAGAUAUUUGAAGCCUUUUGGUUUAAUGAUUAUAUAUUCCAUUUGUGUCAUUUAUGAAUAUUAAUGUUUAAUUUCAUAACUGAUUUAUUGUGGUUUACUUCAAAACUUAUUGGCUUUUUUGCAUUACUGGUGGAUCAGUUGUCACUGUCUUGGAGUUUAGCAUUGAACAGAACUUAAGUAUCAUACCCAUUAUGUUAGUUGUGUGACAAGUUAAUGGGCUUGACAAUUGAACCAGUCGUUUGUUCAUUAAUUUUUAAUAAAUUUAUAUAUAACAUCUUUUAUCUUUGUUUUUAAAUAAAAUGUGGGGCCUAAUUUUUUGGUGUAUAUUUUUACUCCUCCAAAAAUUUUUGCAGUAAAAUAUUGUGUAAAUUUUUUUGCGAUGUCUAAAAAUGAUGCUACAGUACUUGUUAUAGUAAGUUGUAAUGCAAUAGCAGCACCAAUCAAGUGAAAGCUUAGUUUUUAAAUACUAGAUCUUCUUUCUCUGUCCUUUAGUAUAACAUUCAGUUGUCUCACGCAUGCUUGAGUCAAGUUCAAAAGUUUUAUGUUAUUACCUGUGUGCGGUACUGUACAGUAUACACUAUUAUUAUCUAGUAAGCCAGGAGCUGUACAGUAUUACAAGGUUUUUGUUUAAUAAAUAGUAAUGCUA